Messenger RNA from Petromyzon marinus (sea lamprey), 5264 nucleotides. It is a transcript of the gene PCSK2, whose product is annotated as proprotein convertase subtilisin/kexin type 2. Gene Ontology annotation, biological process: peptide hormone processing. Gene Ontology annotation, cellular component: membrane; neuron projection. The record is from RefSeq and is a predicted model, not a curated record. Gene Ontology annotation, molecular function: serine-type endopeptidase activity. Lineage: Eukaryota; Metazoa; Chordata; Hyperoartia; Petromyzontiformes; Petromyzontidae.
GCUCGUGGGAAACUCGCCGUGCGAAUUAGCCGGGGACAGGGAGCGCCCCGUUCCGCGCGGCCCCACUCCACUCCACGAUUUACAGGCAGCGCUGCCAGCGAGCGGAAUCCGCGGGCUGAGCUAGGGGAAGGAUAUCUCCACCCCCCACACCACACCAGCCCGACCGAAGCAAGCCUUUAAAUCUCACGGGACCCCACGAGCGCCUUCGUGAAAUAUCAGCGAAUACGCGAGCUCGUCGUAACUAGGACACCCCGCACAAGCGGUGUUCACUGUGGGGCCGCUCCAGAAAUCGCCCCUCUCUUCUGGGCCACCUCCGCAUGACGGAGCCGCUACGCUGCGCCCUUAGAUUAAUAAUAGCAACAACAAUAAUAGGUCAUCGCAACCCCCCUCCCCCCCCCCCCACGAGGCAGUGCGCGCCGCGGUAGAGUUGAGCGCUGCUGCUGCUCGUGUGUGCGCCCACUCCAGCGGGGGUGGUGCGCGGGAGGGUUUAUAGGGCGGCUGAGUGACGCGCGGUGACGCGGCUCCCUGCUCGCGGCUCGCGGCGCAAACCUUCAUGAAUUAUACAGAUGAUCCGUCCCGUCGGCCGAGACGAUCCGCUCCGCGUUAGCGCCGAGAAACAAACAGCCAGCGCGCCGGCCGCUCGUAUUUAUACUCCUCGCGCCGCUCCCCUCCGCGCAGACAUGCCGACUGGGAGGGGCGACCCGCGCAAGCCGCGCUCAUAAGCGGCCCUACACUUGAGCUGAGACGUUGCCCAACGAUGUGUUAUUACUGAAUGCUUAGGGAGUAGUGUCGCUGCUGCUGCUGUUGCUGCUGCUGUUGUUAUUAGUAGCAGGAGUGGAGUGCGCUCGACGAGAGUAGGAGCCACAGAGGCGUAAUGCGGUUGAGAAGCGCGUGCAACGCCGGGGUGACCCUUCUCGCGUUGCUGCCGCUGACCGCUUUGGUUCUCGUGAGCGGCGACCCGCUCUUCACGAACCAUUUUCUGGUGCAGCUGCAUCAGGGAGACCUCGGCGUUGCUGGGCAAGUGGCGCGGGACCGCGGCUUCAUCAACCAUGGCCAGCUCCACUUUGCUCAGGACCUCUUCCACUUCUCCCACCCUGCGGCCGCGCGGGCGAGAAGGCGGCGCAGCUUCUCUCACCACCUCCGCCUCGAGAGGGACCCCAGGGUGAAGCGCGUGGUGCAGCAGGAGGGAUACUCGCGAAACAAGCGCGGAUACAAGUCCCUGGACAACUUCAACAUCGACAUGAACGACCCGCUCUUCAGCAAGCAGUGGUACCUGAUAAACACGGGGCAGGCAGAUGGAAAACCUGGACUGGAUCUGAACGUGGUGGAGGCUUGGGAACUCGGCUACACGGGCAAAGGAGUCACCAUCGCCAUCAUGGAUGACGGUAUUGACUACCUUCACCCGGACCUUGCCGCAAACUACCAUGCCGAGGCCAGCUACGACUUCAGCAGCAACGAUCCCUUUCCGUACCCACGCUACACCGACGACUGGUUCAACAGCCAUGGAACCCGCUGUGCGGGGGAAGUUUCUGCAGUCGCCAACAACAACGUGUGUGGAGUGGGAGUCGCGUACAACUCGCGCGUGGCAGGCAUCCGCAUGCUGGACCAGCCCUUCAUGACUGACAUAAUCGAGGCGUCGGCCAUCAGCCACCUGCCCCAGAUGAUCGACAUCUACAGCGCCAGCUGGGGUCCCACGGACGACGGGCGCACCGUGGACGGCCCUCGUGAGCUCACUCUCCAGGCCAUGGCCGACGGCGUCAACAAGGGCCGCGGAGGCAAGGGCAGCGUCUACGUGUGGGCAUCGGGAGAUGGAGGCUCCUACGACGAUUGUAACUGCGACGGUUACGCGUCGAGCAUGUGGACCAUCUCCAUCAACUCGGCCAUCAACGACGGGCGCACGGCGCUCUACGACGAGAGCUGCUCCUCCACGCUCGCCUCCACCUUCAGCAACGGGCGCAAGAAGGACCCCGAGGCCGGCGUGGCCACCACGGACCUGUACGGUAACUGCACGCUGCGACACUCCGGGACAUCUGCCGCAGCCCCCGAAGCAGCCGGGGUGUUCGCCCUGGCGAUAGAGGCCAACCCGGAGCUGACGUGGCGCGACCUGCAGCACCUGACCGUGCUCACGUCCAAGCGGAACCAGCUGCACGACGAGGUGCACAAGUGGCAGCGCAACGGCGUGGGCCUCGAGUUCAACCACCUCUUUGGCUACGGGGUGCUCGACGCCGGGGCCAUGGUGCGCAUGGCGCGCGACUGGAGGAGCGUCCCCGAGCGCUUCCACUGCAAGGGCGGCUCCAUCACCAGCGCGCGCGCCGUGCCGGGCCAGGGCAGGCUGGUGCUGACCGUGGACACGGACGCGUGCGAGGGGCGCGCCGACCACGUGCGCUACCUGGAGCACGUGCAGGUCGUGGUGACGGUGAACGCGACGCGGCGAGGCGACCUCACGCUCAACCUCACCUCGCCCAUGGGCACGCGCUCCCUGCUGCUCGGCCGGCGGCCCCGCGACUCCGACUCGCGCGUCGGCUUCCACCGCUGGCCCUUCAUGACGACGCACACGUGGGGCGAGGACCCGCGCGGCCGGUGGACGCUCGAGGUGGGCUUCGCCGAUGGAGCGGAGGGCCCCGCGGCGGCAGCGGCGGCGGCGCGAAGCGGCGUGCUCUCCGAGUGGACGCUCAUGCUCCACGGCACGCACUCGCCGCCCUACGUGGGCCAGGUGGUGCACGACUCGGGCUCCAAGCUGGCGAUGUCGCGCCGGCAGGAGCUCGAGCAGGAGCUGGGCGAGGCCGUGGCGCGAAGCCUCCGGCGGAGAAACGGCGGCCGCUAGGCGGCGGCGGCGACAACCGAAUGGAGCCCUCGAGCGUGCACGCACGCGCGUGUGCGCACACACACACACACGUACAUUCACACACAUGCACAUAGAGCUUCUGACACGUACGCUCACACACACACGUGCGCGCGCAGUCCCUCACGCGCACACGCGUAAGCUCACACCCACGCUGACACACGCGUACGCUCACACAUAUGUUCUGAAACACAUGUACACUCUUACACACAUGCCGACGCGCACACAGCAACACAGCACACACUUGUCCUCACCCGCGCGCACACACGCAAGCCCACACCGGGCCGUGCUGAGUAGCAAACACCACGCGCAUGCACACACACAUACGCACAUCCAGCCACCGACAUCGCUAAUGUAAUAUGUACUCCGUUUCUAUUGGGCCUAUUAUGAGUAAUAUUCAUGAUCAUAAUAAUCUCUACUAAAGAUGUUUAAUAAUGUGAGUUUUAUUUUAUUCCACCCCACCGGCACAGCUGAGCACCGACUUUUAAUUUGGCUUUGUUCAAACUCGAAUGCACGCGUGGAUAUAUUCCACGGAGGCCAUCAAACAUUUGCGGGACAACUGCCCGCACAAAUGAGAUGAGGAAUUACGUGGCACUUUCUCACGAUUGAAAAACAAUGCGGCCAAAGUAAUAGACUCCACGUCCGGACUGUGCCACGUCUGAUCGAUGGUGCGAGCUAUCGCUUAUUGACAACCCCCCCAUAUUGCCCAUCAACUUUUGUGAUGAUAGCAUUUAGGGCGUUACGUAAAAUAGAUGUUUACUCCUCACUCCAUUCGGGCUCUCCGUGCUCCAGAAAACGCUCCCGCUCGUUCGUAUGUGGGUGUCGUUCCUCCGAUAAGCAGAAACACGCAUCAGUGGUUGGUUAUUUUUGUUUAUUUAUUUUUUGAAAAUCCACAAUACCACUAAUUGUGUGCACAUCACUGCCAUAACCUUUUCCGGUAACAUUCCGGCCUUCAAGAGGAAUUGGCUCCACAAACACUCAUUGCUUAUUUAGCUUUUACAGCCCCACUGAAAUGAGUAAAGAAAUUGAAAUUCGAAAAAGACCUCGAAGGGAAAUAAUCACGCUUUCGAAUUUUAAUAAUCGGCCUUGGCGUAAACGCCUUGCGCUGCUGGUGCCGUCAGCGGAGGGGCUCCUUGCGACUGCGUCCCGACGUACAGUCGGCCUCUGCAGCGUCCCCACACGCCAGCUUCCACAGGCUCUUCAGACGUCUUUGAGAUGGUCCUCAGAUUCAGCUGUGUAAUGAUGGGGCUGUGUAGCCGGGCCGUGGGCACCCAUCCGUGCCGCUUGAGAAGGGGACAGGCAGGUGAGUGGUCACGCGCCGUCAUGCUUCGGGCGUUUCGGCUCCGCGAGCCCACGAUAGCCUCUCGGUGCCGCCGCUGUGGGAGUGGCCCUGCUGCUGGCUGACGGGUCUCCCGCCUGGCCUCCACCGCCAUGUCCCGAUUGUCACAAUCUCAGCCCCUCUGUCAUUUAUAUCGAAAUCCCAUCGCCUUAGGGCCCCGUCCGGUGUUUUCCGCUCACAAUAGCCGCUCACAGUAGGCGCGCACAAUAGCGUUCAAAUUUUCAAAGGCCGCAUAAAUGAGCACGGCGCUCGGGAUUCCGAAGCGUCUUUCCAUCUGGCACCGAUUGCCCGUUGCGUUUUGAGUGCAGAAAAGCGGCAGAGCCGUACUCUGAUCUCGGUCAAACCCCCUUACGAAAGCUCCUGUGGCUCCUCCACGUCAUUCCGCAAUGGUCUGUGCACGCAGGCCAGCAACAGUGUCAGGUUAUGACGAUCGGCGGUAUCACAGACAGAUCCUACGUUACUGUAAAUACUUGACAGUUACUUGAUGAAUACUGCACACACACACACACCGCUGUCUUAGUGUUUCGGCGCAGUGUUUUUAUCACUUCGUUUAUAAAUCUCUUGAGGUUUCGUGAGAGAGGGCCUUCCUCCUCCUAAAAAUGUGCAAUUUUAAGAGACGAGAUUAAAAAAAACGUCACCGAGCCGUGUGCCGGUGCCGAGAGAUGUGGGCUCGGCUUGCAACAGCAUUUACGCUGGAUGUCAAUCGAGCUUAAAUGUACCGAAGAAAACAAUAAAAUUAUUUAUUAACAUUUUGAGAGAUUAAUAUAUUUCAGAAAGAAGGGGGAACCCCCCCCCCCCUAAAAUAUCCUAUAAAACUAUAUAAGUGUACCGUUGUAGUCUGCCUGUCGAAUUAAUAUUUGAAUGUAAACAUGAAGUACCGUAUCGUCGUCUUAACAUGACGGGGAGCAAGACCACUUUAGGCCGUGUUCUCGUUGACCUGUCGCCAUUCCAAAACUUGCCCUCUGCGUUCAUCUCUUCUCGCGAGGUGUGUGUACGAACCUUCUCUCGUCAACCAAAUGUGGCUUUAGUCUCCGUCUAAUUUUUUCCGGCUGCGUAUUUACAUAAAUGUUCCAGUUUACUCUC